AGUGAGUAAAAAAAAGUUAAAACAAAUUAUUUUUUCAAUUCCUAAACAGAUAUCUGUAGAGAAAAAAUUAAGUGAAGGAAAUAAUUGUUGCAAAAAAAUGUUUUCACCAAAAUGUGUUCAAUUUAUCAUUGCAUUCAUUUUCACACUCAUACCAGUAAUACUGAGCCAAUGUUACCUCGAAGUAAAUCAAUGUUUAAAUCAAUUCUCAGCCGAUUUAGAGCAACACAAGAAACACCAGUUUUCGUCCAAUGAAAGCCAAUACAACGAUAUUUGCGAUCAUUCAAACGGCAUUUACUCUAAGUUUGUGGUCUGUAUUACCGGUGCUGAAGGUCUGUGCGCUUCUGACCAACACUUCAGACAAUAUGUGUGCGAAUCGCGGAAACUAAAGAUGAGAGUCAAUCGAUUCAAUUGGAAACCAACUUUCUUUUACCAGUUAUGCCGUAAUACGAGUCACGACUUGAGUCUAG
Molecule: messenger RNA, 467 nt
Organism: Medioppia subpectinata
Lineage: Eukaryota; Metazoa; Arthropoda; Arachnida; Sarcoptiformes; Oppiidae
Source: the annotation of a GenBank genome assembly